GGGGAAGGCUUAGUGAGAGUGAGAGGGAAAGGCAGAGAGUCAACGCUCUCUCUCAUUCGUUUCUGUUUUGUCUAAAACUACAGAAAUAAUGGAUUCAAACAGUGCUCAGACUAGUAAAGUGAAGCUGAAUGAUGGCAGAUAUAUGCCACUGCUGGGACUGGGAACAUGGCUAGCAGAGUGCUCCUCAGGAUCAUGUAAAGCAGCAGUUGAAGCAGCAGUUGAUGCCGGAUACCGUCACAUCGAUACAGCAUACUCUUAUCGCAACGAACACGAAGUAGGAAAAGCCAUUAACGGCAAAAUUCAACAAGGCGUCAUUCGACGCGAGGAUAUAUUUGUCGUCACCAAGCUGGAUUCGACUCACUUUGCCCCUGAGGACAUCCCUAAAUGCUUCAAUAAAUCUCUCAGUGAUCUUCACUUAGACUACAUUGACCUGUAUCUGAUACAUUUCCCAGUGGGUUUUCAGAAAGUAGGAGAUGAACUCUUCCCAAUGAAAGACGGAAAAUUACUCACUAAUGAAAUUGAUUAUGUGGAUGUGUGGAAGGGGAUGGAGGCUCUGAAGGCCUCAGGGAAAGUGAAGAGUAUCGGUGUGUCCAACUUCAACGUCCAACAACUGGAGAGACUCCUGUCUGUGGCCAAGGUCCCACCAGCAGUCAACCAGGUGGAACUCCACCCAUACCUGGUCCAGGCAGAUCUGAUUGAGUACUGCAAGUCCAAGAACAUUGUGCUCACUGCCUACAGCCCCUUUGGCUCUCCUGGAAGACCCAAAGAAUUUCACCAAGGAGAAAAAGACCCUGAGAAACUGUUAGAGGAUCCUGUUGUGCUCGAAAUUGCCAAGAAACACCGUCGGCCUCCUUCCCAAGUUCUGUUGAGGUAUCAUGUGCAACAGGACAUUGUAGUGAUCCCAAAGAGUGUCACACCCAGCCGUAUCGUGGAGAACUCAAAGAUCUUUGAUUUCUCUCUGUCUGGAGAGGACAUGAAGAGGCUGAAGUCUCUGGACCGUGGCUGGAGAUCCUGCGACGAAAAAGGGAUUGAGUCUCACCCAUUCUACCCCUACAAGUGAAAGAGGAGGUGAACAGGAUGGCUCUCACAUAGAACAGUUGCUGUGAAGAAUCAUCACCACUGUUGACUAUAUUUAAUAAAGACAUGAUGGUUUUAGCCUAGUCAAGAAAUUACAUAUGUGACAGAUAAAUGUUACUUUUUGUACAUAAUAACCGGAUUGUUUGCACAUAUCUACUAAUGCCUUAAUGCUAAACAUUUACUCUACGAUUAAGAGUUUGAACAUGGAUCUGAAACAAUGUUAGGCCCAGAUAUCAAGUUUUGAAUAAAAAUCUUCUCAAAAUCA
Molecule: messenger RNA, 1342 nt
Organism: Chanos chanos (milkfish)
Lineage: Eukaryota; Metazoa; Chordata; Actinopteri; Gonorynchiformes; Chanidae
Product: aldo-keto reductase family 1 member B7
Exons: 10
Coding region: 89-1060 (323 amino acids)
Molecular function (GO): oxidoreductase activity
Source: RefSeq, a predicted model, not a curated record